This is a messenger RNA of Phascolarctos cinereus (koala), 2071 nucleotides long. Its product is annotated as membrane-spanning 4-domains subfamily A member 14-like. The record is from RefSeq and is a predicted model, not a curated record. Gene Ontology annotation, cellular component: plasma membrane. Gene Ontology annotation, biological process: cell surface receptor signaling pathway. Lineage: Eukaryota; Metazoa; Chordata; Mammalia; Diprotodontia; Phascolarctidae.
GUGACUCUAUGAUUCUAAUACCUAGUCCAGGAGCAGUCAAGCUACCCAGGUGACCUGGGCAGAGGAGCAGAGCAUGAUCUUGGCUGUGAUGUUGGCCAGCCUGUUCAUUUAGCAUAUUCCUAUCAAAUAAUCCAUUUCCUUACCAUGCCACCAAAGUCUAGGGUAGUGGAGACCCAGGAACUUCCCAGGGAUCCUCUCCAAACAGAACAGAUAGUCAUUACUGCAUUUCCCUACAAGCCUUCUAAGACCCUACUGAACUUCCUGAAGGGGGAGCCGAAGAUGAUGGGGGUUUUCCAGAUUUUCCUGGGUCUUAUUAUCACUGCCAUGGGGUACAUUUUAUGGCACAGUGUCAACAGACUUCAUCUUCAAAAUAACCAGCCUAUUAUCUUUCUCACGGGGUAUCCAUUCUGGGCAGGAGCAUGUUACGUUAUUACAGGAUACUUCACAAUUCUUAAUGAAGUAAAAUAUCCUCGCUGGAUGCACUUCAGUCUAUACUUGGGCGUGGUGACCACCCUAGUGGCUGCAGCAGGGAUUGCUAUCAUUCUUUACAGCUUCCAUGAAGACAACUAUUUCCAUUGCCGGACUCCCACCAAGUCUGGCAUAUGUGCUAUUGGGAGAACACUCUUUCUAGGAGUGCUGGCUCUGAUACUUUUCCUCACUAUUGCUGAACUGUGCAUCACGGUGACAGUCUUAGCCUUUAAAAGAAAUGUGAUAUGGAGAAACGCCAAAGAGGUUGUAUUUUUCCUGCCUUCUGAAAGCAAGGACCUUGAACAUCAUGAAGAUGAAAGAAAGUUCCAGUUCCAGAUUCAGGCAAACCCUGCUGGCCAAAAUGAGAAGGAGUUCUCUGUCUCCUUAAUUGGGGAUUAUACUUACUAAAGCCCUGUAGCCCUUCUGCCCUUCCCUUUUAUACUUCCCCUGUCUCAUUCUCCUCUUUCUCCUUUCUUUUUUCCUCCUCCCCCUGCCCCAAAUUAGAGGAAGAAUCCAGAGAAAGUCUCUUUCUACAAAUUAAAUUCACUUGGAGAAUUUACAAAAGUUCCCCCUUCCUACAACAGAAAUUCACCCACAGAAUCCAUUCUAAGUCACCUUUCUUCAGGUCAAUUUCAACAAGAUGAUGCACAUGUAUUCCCUGUUUCUUUGUUCCAAAAUCACUGAAAGAAUGUAAUAUGAAGUUCUACCACCUUCUGGCCCAAAUUCACCAAGAGAAUUCUUCUGAGGUCUCACUUUUCUCCAGUUCAAAGAGAGAAGCUUUUCCAAUUCCAGCUUUCUCCAGGUCAAGGAGAGAAUCCUUAGAUUUCUUCCUUAGGUUCUUCCAACUCAAGGUCAUUGAGAGUAUUCACUAAUGUCCUUCUCUCCCUACCUUUCCUCUUAACCAAGUUCAUGGAUAGAACACUCAAGUUCCUCCAGCAUUAUACUCUAAAGACACCAAGCCACACAGCAUAGAAAAAUAUAUUUUAACCAUUUCAGUUUGAUGUCAUUCACAGCAAUACCCAGAUUUAGGGACUAGGUGAAAAAAUCAUAAACCAAAAGCUAAAGGAUAUGGAGACUCCUGCCCUGAAAAAAUUGGGUCACAUUUUCUGUUGUUGGCCCAGCUUCCAAUGAAUGAAAAACCGGGGCAUUGUCUACAUAUACCUAAGUGCUAUCAAAGUGAUGAGGGUGGGCCUGGGUCCUUCCUGUGAUGAAAGGUCAACCCUGGCAAUAGAGAAAGGAAAGUCUUACUCCGUGUUUAUAAGAGAUGAUUCCAAGGAGAAAUGGAAUAGAAGGAGGACAUAGAAGAGGGUUCUGGUAUUUUGGGUGGGUUUUUAUAAGCCAUCAGUAUUUUUGUUUUGUUUUGUUUUUCUGCUUUCAAAUCCCCAAGCACCAGAAAUGGGCCAGCAUAAAAAUCAGUCUGAAAAGCUUAAGGAGUCACCCGAUGCAUUGAAAGAAUUAGCCCUUCAGAGAGGAGAACCUUCUAUGAGUAAUACACAAAGAGGAAAAUUAAACCAAGCCAAAUGAGGCUUCUCUGUUCUGAGAGGAAUGUUUUUCCUCCCAGAGUGCUUCUAACAACUCUGAAGGCCUCUUCUAUUCCCCAGCA